UCAGAAUCAAUUCCCGAAAGGUCAGAGCACUACCAUCAUCCGCCAAGACUGGUACAUAGAGUAUAUUCGAUGACUUGAACAGUAGUGCAAGGUCCAGAGACUAUAGGGCUAGACAUUACAUUUGUCAGACGUGACUAGAUCAUACUGCUCAGACGUGAAUAGACCGUACUAGUCUAGACUUGAAUAGACAGCACUGGUCAGACGUGAAGAGUAGGACUAUAAGUGUGACAGAUACCCGAAGGUCCCCGAUUAGACAGAAUCUUUAUCCGCACGGGGAAACGAGAAAAAGGGAUAAACAACGUCGAACCCAGAAGCAGUUUAAGAUGGGUUUGUUUAUUUCCAAACUUGGUUUCUUUCUUUCAAAACUCAUUGUGUGGAAAAAAGACGACAGUGAAAUGAGAGAAAGAAAACUAAUUCCCAAGGAUUUACACCCUGGUUCUUGCACAAACAACAGGGUUAUGAAGACACAUGCGUCAGCACAAAAUCAUGACGUUGAUGGAAAAAGAAAUGAUGCAGAACAAAUAUCAGAAACCUCUGACUUGAUGACAAAUGAGGAAACAGAUCACAGCAGUUUAGAAAUGAGUUCGAAUCCAAGGUCAGAACUUGACGAUGACAACGACACCGACUACAGGGAAAACACCUUAGCAACACUGACAGUUACAUCACAUCCAGGGACAAAUAGGGAACCGACAGGUACGUCACCAUCAUCAUACAUGCCAGGACCAGUUGCAGAUUUGGAAAACUCAGCAUCAUCCAGCACACCUGUCAAGGAGCAACAGCCGUCUGACGGGACACAGCCGUUGGAGACUAAAGACGGAGGGAGUGUCAUCGAUGAAUCUGGUCUUGGUUCGUCAGACUGCAAGGAGAAUAGCACUGAAACAAGUCCAUGCAAAGACAAACUCAAGACAGAAGAAUACCAGAAGCAGCAAAUAGAAUUUCUGCAAAACGAGCUCGCAAACAUAAACAGCCCUACCAGACAACUCCCCGACUUUCAACAACAACAACAACAACAACAACAACAACAACAACAACAACAACAACAACAACAACAACAAGGCUUUAGAGGUUUGACGAGCUUUACAACUGCUUACAAUAUCAGGCGGUUCCUCUGA
Molecule: messenger RNA, 1112 nt
Organism: Pomacea canaliculata
Lineage: Eukaryota; Metazoa; Mollusca; Gastropoda; Architaenioglossa; Ampullariidae
Exons: 5
Coding region: 324-1112 (262 amino acids)
Source: RefSeq, a predicted model, not a curated record